This is a messenger RNA of Staurois parvus, 753 nucleotides long. Lineage: Eukaryota; Metazoa; Chordata; Amphibia; Anura; Ranidae. The record is from the annotation of a GenBank genome assembly.
GGAGGAAGCAGCUGAGGACAAAGAAGAGCUGGAGGAUGGAAUAGAGGAGGAAGCAGAUGCUACAGAGGACUUCUUGACGGGGUUAAAGGCAGGAUAGGUGCAGCGAGUGGGAACAGGGGACUGAUAUGUGGUUGAUAGCAGGGUAUAUUGGGCUGGAACUGGGGGUGCUGUGGGGAAUGGAGGAAGAUGAAUGAUUAGAAGCAGGACGGGGUUGUUGCAAGCUGACUGAGGUUGGAUGUAACAAGUCUGUCCAUGUCUGCAGUAUGGGUUGAACAAAGCUCAGCUUACACAAAGCCUGUCUGACCAAUGACUGCACUGCGUUUAUACACUCCACAAGCACAUGUGGUGAACAUGCUGAAUAAUGCUCAUGGAAGCCAUACGGAUCAUCCUCCAACAACCAUACCAGUGAAUGUACUUGAUCCGUACUGAAUGGUGGGGAAAAGUCAUCCCUGCUUUCAGGGGUACAGGACCGAGCCAACUCAGCACAAGUCUGGAUCAAUGGCUGCACCUCAGAAAACUCUGUGCCCUGAUCUACUAGGGAAUGAGCGACCCGUAUGCACUCUAGCAGCUGAUCCCUGGCAUACUCCUUCAGAAUCUGAUAGCCAUAUUCUCUGUCUUCUAUCGCUAGCAGAGACAAGUACACAACCUCCUCAGGAUGCAUCCUUCACAACAACAAGCCAAGAUGGCUUCCCUGCAGCCACUUCUGGUCAGGACUGGCCUUGGUGUAAUGUCAGGGCUCCGGGUAUGACCAGA